CGGUCUUUUGCCCAAACCCAAUAUGGCGGCGGUGGUUAAUUCUUCCCUCACUUUCGGUGGCCAUAAGGGGGCGUGAAUACGAAGAAGGGAGCGGGGUUUUUUGAAGCAGCUUGUAGGUGGACGUUGGAAAGGGAAGGAAGAGAGAGCACCUCCCACAGCCAGGCACGAUACCAGCCCGGUGAAGCCAUGAGCCACGGAAGUGGCGGCGGCGUGGUGACACUCCAGCGGGCGCAGGCCUUCCGCUUGCCUGGCCGCCACGGCUACGCAGUAGAAUUCUCGCCUUACCUGCCCGGACGCUUGGCCUGUGCCGCCUCGCAGUACUACGGCAUAGCAGGUUGUGGAGUUCUAGUAGUUUUGGAACAAAAUGAAGCUGGGAUUCAUCUCUUUAGGAGUUUUGACUGGAACGAUGGCCUGUUUGAUGUGACAUGGAGUGAGAACAAUGAACAUAUGUUGGUCACUUCUAGUGGUGAUGGAUCUUUGCAAAUCUGGGACACAGCAAAACCCACAGGUCCAUUGCAAGUCUAUAAAGAGCACACCCAGGAGGUUUACAGUGUUGAUUGGAGCCAGACUAGAGGAGAACAGCUAAUAGUAUCUGGGUCAUGGGAUCAAACAGCAAAAUUGUGGGAUCCUGCUGUGGGACAGUCAGUCUGCACUUUUAAAGGCCAUGAAGGUGUCAUUUAUAGCACAAUAUGGUCUCCGCAUAUCCCAGGCUGCUUUGCAUCUGCCUCAGGUGAUCAGACUUUAAGAAUUUGGGAUGUAAAGGCACCAAGACUCCCAGUGAUAAUUCCUGCUCAUCAGGCUGAGAUUUUAAGUUGUGAUUGGUGCAAGUAUGAUCAGAACUUGCUGGUAACAGGUGCUGUUGACUGUAGUUUGAAAGGCUGGGACUUGAGAAACAUCCGACAACCAGUAUUCAACCUCCUUGGCCAUACUUAUGCAAUAAGAAGAGUAAAAUUUUCACCAUUCCACGCCACUGUAUUGGCCUCCUGUUCCUAUGAUUUUACUGUAAGAUUCUGGGAUUUCUCCAAGCCCGACCCUCUACUUGAGACUGUGGAACAUCAUACAGAGUUUACUUGUGGCCUGGAUUUAAGCUUGCACCAGCCUGGUCAAGUGGCAGACUGCGCUUGGGAUGAAACUGUGAAGAUCUAUAGCCCAUCUUCAUUGGCAGUUCCUGCAUAGAAGGAUAUUCCCCAUGGAAGACAGCAGAUUUGGAAGGAAUCAUUUCCACUUUCCCAGAACAGAACUGUCAUGGGGUGUAUUAGAGCCUUGAUAUAUUUUAAAUGUGAUUUGAUGUAUUAAAAGAAGACAUGCAAUUACGGUCAGAUUCAUAUGGCUUCUUUCACAAAGGCUAUGUUAGGGCAGCAGUGCAACAGUGUGGGAGAAUAAAAAAUGGAGAAGGCAGAGACACUCUUAAUUUUGUCCAUGAUACAGGGUAUAUAGCAAGCAAUCAUGUAAAUACGUAAUUAUUUAAGCAUAACAAUGGCCUAUAUCUGCUAAAGGAAAAAUGCAAAUAGUAUUGUAAUAUGAUUACUCAUCACUUUUUACAUGUAGAGGUUACAAUGUAGCAUCAGUAAAGCAUUCCAUUGCUUUCACAAUGAAUACAUUUUAUUAGCAACAUUGUAUCAUAAUAUGGUGCCUACUGUUGAUACGCAGUAAAUGUUAUGCCAUUAUCCAA
This is a messenger RNA of Hemicordylus capensis (graceful crag lizard), 1672 nucleotides long. It is a transcript of the gene PEX7, whose product is annotated as peroxisomal biogenesis factor 7. The transcript is spliced from 10 exons. The record is from RefSeq and is a predicted model, not a curated record. Gene Ontology annotation, molecular function: protein binding. Gene Ontology annotation, cellular component: peroxisomal matrix; cytosol. Bases 187 to 1176 code for a protein of 329 amino acids. Gene Ontology annotation, biological process: protein import into peroxisome matrix. NCBI's taxonomy places the organism in Eukaryota, Metazoa, Chordata, Lepidosauria, Squamata, Cordylidae.